AAACAAAUUAUCGUCCGGGGAAAGAGGUGCGCUAAUCCUCCAGUAACCACCUUUUAUUAAGUGAUGUGGCAAGUUCUUUCUAGUUACUGAUAAAACAUUUCAGAAGAGCAAACAUGGUUUUUCUCUAUAUUCUGAUUAUCUUAUGCUCGGGCUCCAUACCAUGUGGUGCUCGGUCCUUAGAAAAUGGUACAAAUGGCGAGGAGUCGCUGUGGGGGAAUUUAAGACUUCCGAAAUCAGUUAUUCCUCUCGUAUACGACAUCUUUCUACACCCGAAUCUCACAGCAGCGGAAUACUCAGGCAGAGUGAAAAUCAAAUGUCAAGUUCGUAAUGCCACUAAUUUUAUCGUCCUACAUUCCAAAGACUUGGUCAUUUCUGGAGUGAAGCUGACAACUUUGCCUUCCAAUGAAUUACACAAACUACGGAGACAGACAACGGUUGUACACUAUGAUCAACUGUACUUUGAAGUUGAAAAUGAUAUUCCGUCGGAUACAGAAAUUUUGAUCACAAUUGAUUUUUAUGGACGUCUUUUGAAUGGCGAUGGAAAUGGAUUCUAUAUAACUGAAUAUUUCAACAAUAAACAUGAAACAGGAAUGAUGGCAUCUACCCAGUUCGAACCAAUUUCUGCCCGACGAGCAUUUCCCUGCUUCGACGAGCCGGAUAUGAAGGCCAAUUUUUCGAUGUCGAUAGUUCGGGACAAAGACUACUUAUCGCUCUUCAACAUGCCACUUGUACAUUCCAUGCCAUUCGGAGAAAAUCUAAUGCUAGACACAUUCCAACAAAGCGUCAAAAUGAGCACAUACUUGGUGGCUUUUGCGAUUUGUGACUUCGCAUCCCUGUCAAACCAGACCAAAACCGGCAUGAAUGUGACAGUGUAUGCCUCUCGAGAUAAGAUAAAAGAAGCCGACUACGCCCUGAGAGUGGCUAGUAAAGUGUUCGAUUACUUCAGCGGUCUGUUUGACGUGCCUUAUCCACUGCCCAAACUAGAUAUUAUCACGGUCCCCUCUCUUGGAUUUGGUGGUAUGGAAAACUGGGGCUUAAUCACAGGUUUACCCAGUUAUGUAUUGUACAAUCCAGCUAAAGCCUCGUAUCGGACGAAAUUUCGGAUAACCAGUUUGGUGACACACGAACUUGCUCACCAGUGGUUUGGUAACAUUGUUACCAUGAAGUGGUGGAAUGACAUUUGGCUGAACGAGGGAUUCGCUACCUUCAUGACAUUCAAGGGACUUCAGGCAGUGAACGCUAUCUGGACUUUGGAAAAUGAGUUUACCGCCAGGAUAAGGUCUAUGGGAUGCGAAGAUUUCAAAACGCCUCCUUCAUUAGUACAACCAAUCUCAAAUCCAGAAACUGCACUGUUUGGCUGUACUACGUAUUCAAAGGGAGCCUCUCUUCUGCGCAUGCUAGAAAGUUUACUUGGCGAAACUGUUUUCGACAUUGGAAUAAAAUCUUAUCUGAAGAAAAACCUAUUCGGUAGCGUGGUGACUGAUGAUCUCUGGCAAGCUUUAUCGAACUCAUCAAAAGAUAGAUUAGAUGUAAAGUCUGUCAUGGAGACAUGGGUCAGUGAAGCAGGUUACCCUGUCGUCACGGUCACCCGACAAGAUGCAAAAGUCCACAUUUCACAGCAAAGAUUUUCCUUCUUCAACAACCAAGACUUCCAAUCAGGAAUCAAAUGGAACAUCCCCUUUGUCUAUGGCGUCUUGGGUUGUGAUGGAAAGAUGACGUACAACACCGCUUGGCUGAAGGACAGGCCAGAAACUAUUACCAUAAGAUCCGAUGACAAACUAGUAAAAGGGAACUAUGGAGAGAGUGGGUAUUAUAGAGUGAACUAUGAUACUGAAACAUGGAAAGCUAUAACAGAACAGCUCAUCAGCAAUCAUCAGAUCUUCUCACAAGGAGACAGAGCUCAUUUACUGAAUGAUGCCUUUGCCUUUGCAGGCUCUGGACUUGUAAACAUGACUCUGCCUUUGGAAUUGACAAAAUACUUGGAGAAUGAAGAUGCUUAUCUCCCUUGGUACUCCGUUGCUCUCUGUGGGAAAUUUCUGCACAAUAAACGAAAUACAACAGAGUUUUAUCUGCUCAAGAUACAGCUUUGCAAUAUAACAACGAAAAAGCAUGGGGAGAUGACUAGUUGUGGCAAGAAUGAAGAUUUCUCCACUGCUCGCCUUUGUGAACAACUGGAUCAGAUUAGACGGCGCUUCUGUCCUACGAAAGCUUCCAAGAAAUCCAAAAGAUAUCUUCAUCAGCGGGCGAGGAACAAAGAGAAAAUUGAGCAGGAAGUGCUCACCAACUUGAUUGAUGAUGGUCUGGGAUAUGUAAAUGAAAGAGAAUGGCCAUUCUAAUUGCAUCGAUUCCUUGUCAAUGAUCCAAAAUGUUGUGUAAUCCAAAUACGGAAAGGGACAUACAUGGUCGCUAAAUGUUUUUGCAAACAUAUAAAUAUUUUUUCUGUA
Messenger RNA from Ostrea edulis (European flat oyster), 2444 nucleotides. Its product is annotated as endoplasmic reticulum aminopeptidase 2-like. The transcript has 15 exons. Lineage: Eukaryota; Metazoa; Mollusca; Bivalvia; Ostreida; Ostreidae. Gene Ontology annotation, cellular component: cytoplasm. The record is from RefSeq and is a predicted model, not a curated record. Gene Ontology annotation, molecular function: peptide binding; metalloaminopeptidase activity; zinc ion binding. Bases 114 to 2336 code for a protein of 740 amino acids. Gene Ontology annotation, biological process: proteolysis; peptide catabolic process.